Molecule: messenger RNA, 492 nt
Organism: Centruroides sculpturatus (bark scorpion)
Lineage: Eukaryota; Metazoa; Arthropoda; Arachnida; Scorpiones; Buthidae
Product: protamine-like
Exons: 2
Coding region: 1-492 (163 amino acids)
Source: RefSeq, a predicted model, not a curated record
AUGCGAGAAAGUAAUUAUUUUCCUACAGGAGGAAGGUAUGGAGGAGGAGGAGGAGGAGGGGGAAAUGCUGCCUCUGUGCUGUCGGGGGGGAAGCGAGCCAAGAAAACGAUUGCUGCCGACGACGAAGAAGGAAGAAGAGGAGGGAAGCGAAAGGAACAGGAUGAAAAAGAAGAAGGAACAAGAUGGAAGCAUAAGGAACAGGAGGAGAAGAAGAAGAAGUUUAAGAAGAAGAAAGAGGAGAGAAGCAGAAGGAACAUGAGAAGAAGAAGAAGUUUAAAAAGAAGGAAGAGAGGAAGCAGAAGGAACAGGAGGAGAAGAAGUUUAAGAAGAAGGAAGAGGAGGGAAGCAGAAGGAAGAGGAGAAGAGCAGAAGGAACAGGAGGAAAAAAGAUCCUCCUUCUUUUCCUUCUCCUUUUUAAUCUUAAGAAGGAGAAGGAAGAGGAGGAGGAUCGGAAGAAGAGGAAGCAGGGGAAUAUUUUUUUUCAAUACGUAA